Rotaria sp. Silwood1 is the source of this 1290-nucleotide messenger RNA. The record is from the annotation of a GenBank genome assembly. NCBI's taxonomy places the organism in Eukaryota, Metazoa, Rotifera, Eurotatoria, Philodinida, Philodinidae.
AUGUGGUUCAGUUUAAUAUUAAUAAUUCAUUACGUUUUGAUUACAACUGGUCAAUAUGAAAAUAUUCUUGAUUAUGAAUGUGAAACAAAUUUGAAUUGUACUAAUCGUUUGGUUAAUUCGAUUUGUGUUAAUAUGAAAUGUAUAUGUCAAUUUGGAUAUGAAUUAAAUGGAUGCAAAGUAGAAAAAAAUGAAUUACGUUAUCGUCGACAAAUUAAUUAUGGUAUGAGAAUGCUGGGUGAAGAAUGUGACUGGAGCAGUCAAUGUCGUCAAAUGCCAAUUGAUGAUACAAAAGUAUGUUUAGCUCAUAAAUGUCAAUGUUCACGCGGUUAUGUAUCUGUUGAUGCUUAUCGAUGUAUACGAGAUUUUGUAUUAGUGCCAUUAAAUAUACGAGUUACAAAAUCAUAUCAAAAUGUACCAUCUGGAUAUGGUUCAACGUGUUCGACGAAUAUUGAUUGUCAACAGAUUAGUUUUCAUCUCGAAUGUAUUCAAGGUGUAUGUGUAUGUUUAGAAGGUUAUGUACCUAUGGGAAAAAAUUUAUGUUAUAAUACUCGUAGACAAGAAGAUUCAACUAGAAUAUCUAGUCUAUUCAGUAUAACAUCAACACGUCAUUCAAUAAAUAAUGAAGUGAUUAAAUCAUUAGGUAAGAUUGGUAAUACAUGUUUCGAUGAUUAUUUUUGCCGACGAGCCGUAUCUCAAUCUCAUUGUUACAAUGGAAAAUGUGCAUGUGUUGAUGGUUAUAUACCAAUUGAUCAAUAUACUUGUAUCAUAGAUAUGAGUAGAGAUACAACAACAAAACCGACACCAAUACCAGUUGAUUAUAAAAGUCUAUUAGGAGGAAAAUGCUUAACCCAACGUAAUUGUCAUACACCAAAUGCAAUUUGUAUAUAUUCUAUUUGUGCAUGUCCAAAAGGCUAUUUUCCUGUGGAUGAUUGGACAUGCUUAGAAGAACCGGAAUCAUCUGAUGAAGAAUUAAUUGAAACAAGAUCUAUCAUAACAGCAACAACAACAAUAAUAACAACAACAACAACAAUAACAACAACAUUCUCGACAACAACUAUGUUCCGUUGGUGGCCAUGGUCACCAACACCAACAAUUCGUACAACAUAUCCGAAUAUGCAAAAUACAUUUCGUGCACGUUGUUUACUUAAUCGACAAUGUGCUAGUAUGGAUAAAAAUUCUCAUUGUACAGUUUUUGGACGAUGUGUAUGUAAUCGAGGUUAUAAAUUAAAAACAACAACAAGAGGACAAUAUUGUAUUCCGCGCAUAAUAAAUGAAGAUGAUUGUGACUAG